Messenger RNA from Aspergillus versicolor CBS 583.65, 687 nucleotides. RefSeq lists its product as uncharacterized. Bases 110 to 382 code for a protein of 90 amino acids. The record is from RefSeq and is a predicted model, not a curated record. Lineage: Eukaryota; Fungi; Ascomycota; Eurotiomycetes; Eurotiales; Aspergillaceae. The transcript has a single exon.
ACAGAGCAACCGAAACAUUAUCAAUCGAGAUAUCAUAACGAGGUACGUCACCUUGGCAUCGCAGUUGUCACACCUCUGGCAAAGCCUGACUUCAAACUCAGUUAGUAUCAUGUCCUCAAAACAAACCAAUACCUUUAGUCCCGCUGGCGACCAGGCCAAGCAGGCUGCGUCCAAGACACAACAAGGCGCAAGCACCUUGAAGUCACAACAGGACCCUACCUCUGGCUGGAGUAUCGAAGAGAUGCUCGAGACCGGAAUGGAUAAGGACGGAAACAUCGUUUCGGAUCCUUACUCCUAUAUCGACGGUGCUAAGCUGAGCAAAGGCCAGCACGGUCACCCGGAAGCGGAUGAAGUGUCUGCCUCACUCGAUGACUUCGACUAAGUUGCGCAGAGUCCGUUUCAGACUGAUGUUCCCUACCAGACUGGGUAUUUGAGAGUCGGCGGACGCCGUCGCUGCGAGUUGAUGGAUGUCGCUUCACCAUGUCAACACGCUCAUUUUGACAUGUAGUUAUCAAACAAACCCAAAUCAAGUAAAUAAACCAGUAAAUAAUUGAAUGCAUGAAUGUUAAAGAUAUGGAUCGAACUGGGGAUGAUAGCCAAACGAGAGGGGAGUCAUUGCUAUGGCAACCGCCCGCACUGAGAUAGGCCUAGAGCUGCCUCAGGCUCCACGCGAUUCUCAAUCCGGCA